GCUCCGCUUGCUUCGGGCGCUCAGUCAGGAAACUCGACUGCAUCGAAGCACUACAGAAGCAAAAUCACGAGCUGGCCAUUACGGUACCGUCGAUCCGUUAAGCGGAAUAGUGUGAGCCACCAAUUUGAACUAUCCGGGAUCUCUAAUUGGCCAGAAAAAAUAAGAGAACAGUCAGUCAAUCCUGUAUUGAAACCUAAUCGAGACUCGGUGGAGGCGAAGUUACUUGCGUGCGCGGUCUCAGUCUUCCGCACUCCCGUAUUUCCUUUUGUAGAUACUGACUUUUUAGUGUAUUUCUGGACCUGGAAGACUCAUGGAUCGGGGGAUCGGUUCGGAUUGAUCUCUCUAGAUCAUUACUGUGUUAAAUCUGCGAGUCUUCGCUGUAUAUAUUGUAUCUCGUAUGUCACCUGCGAAUGGUCUACUCGCGUAUUUCCCAGCAGAUAAUCGGCUGAGGGAAAAUCAUUCUCGUUACGGCCGCCUUGUUGUUAGCGACAAUGUGUCCAGGGUUUAGACGUUAACUUGCAUUUCCGCCCCCCGGAAAGGCCGUGGUGACAGUGAUGAGUGGUUGGUUAGUGGUGCUAGUAGCCGUGGACGGACGACUACAUGACUGUGACCGUGACUGUGCCGCGGAGGGCUGCUACGUGUUUCUACACCGUCGCGCUAAACAUGCCAGGUGUGCGGCACGUGCGCCCCAGUUAAAUGGUGGCUCCGUGGGGUGCUAGGAAAGCAUGAGGGAACGUACGCCCUCUGCGGACGACACCCCAAAGAGGGCCCCACCGGCACCACCCAGAGAGGCACCUCCGGUAGACGUGGCCGGAAGCCAGACGUCGACGGGCGCAUCCGUCCGACCGUUCCUGCAGAGCAGAAUGGUAGCUUCGAGUCACAGUCUUGAAGAGCUUGGGGUGACUCACCCUGCCAGCGCGAGCAGCGAGCGACAGCAGCAGGAGAAGCACGGGCAGCCGAGCAUAGCUUGUAAAUCGGCGCAAACGGCCCAGGAUAAGCGAAGCAGGUUGAGCAGCGUGAUCAAUAACCUGAGGAAGAAGGUGCCGGAGAAUAGGACGUCGGACACGAGGUCGGAGGAGGACGACAGAAAUAGCGUCGAGAGGAACCUGGAGACCCUUGAGAAAUACGUGAUGACAGUCCUAAAUGGAGUGAUCAAGGACGAGGAGGAGAAUCGGAUCGAGGGUCAUGACAGGACGAAGGAUCCUCUCGAGAAAGGAUCGUCCCAGGACGAAUCCAGGGACGUCCGUAAGGAUGACUCCAAGACUGACAUGACCUUCGAACCUUCUGAACCUUGUGAGAGUCAGAUGGAAGCUGCUGUACCGAUGGUCCAUGAUCUGGACCAGGCUGACAAGGAUGUCAAAAAAAUUCAAAAGGACGAUCCAGGCGACCUGGUCGUCUGUGAAAACCCGAAGGAUUCACAGGAAGCGACCCUGCUGGCCGAAGAUACCUUAAGCAAAGAUGAGGUCGUCGACCAUCUUGAGAAGAUCGUUUCCGGUACCAAGAGUCCAGCCGUCGCUGAGGCUUCGAACUCUAUGGGGAACCUUGAGGAUAUGGGUCCCAUUGAAAUUACCGAUGAUCAUCCGAAGGAGGAACGCGGCCCUGAGGGUUUUGAGCUCAGAACCAUUUGCAGAGAUCUGCUGAACGAUCUUCUUAACGAUAUCAAUCAAUUGAUCGACGAUAACGCAUCCGAGGAUGCGGAUGAUAACGAGAGUCUGGACAGUGUCUGCGAAGAUUCCUUCAUCGGUUCGGAACACUCUGAAUCCUCUAGAACGAGUCUGCAUUGUAGUUUACCUUUGGAGAAGGUAGCCUCGGUGCUGCAGAACUGCCAGUCCGACCAAUCGGCGUCCCUGAAGAGUCCGUCUUUCACGGCGAAACCACCAUCGCCAACCGUGCGACACUUAUGCCUUUACUGUGAUAGAAAAUUCUUGUCCAUAUCCUUACGGCAAAGACACACCGAGCGGGUCCAUCAGCUGGGCGGAGGUCGUAGGUCAGAAAGAAAUUUUCGAAAGCCAUCUCAAAAUUGUCAAUACUGUUCGGACAGGUGUGCGGACAGUCUCGAUGGAUUAUUUCAGCACAUGGUUGGUAGCCAUGGUGACAAGUAUCAUGCCUGUCUCCAGUGCAACACCAGAUAUUUAACGCGCGACGCUUUGACGACUCAUAUGAGUGACGUUCAUGGGUCGAUCACCGAGAGGAUCCUCCAGAUCGAUAAGAUCAAGGAGUUUUUAUCUUGCAAAGAGACAACGAAUCAGCAUCCACGUGAUAAGAGUGCUGAGAUCAAAGAACCAAUCGCGGCCAAGGAUGAGCCCGAGGCAAAGAGCGAUAACAACUCAAUAAAACAAAUUGGCAUCACCAUCCCGAGCGUUGCUAAUGCCGGCAAGGACAACCUGAGCAAUCCCGGAAGUCCUGAAUUCGACAGCUCUUUUUAUAGCAGCCUCAGCUGCAACAUCAGGGAGAACCUGCUUCAUCAUAUAGAUGGGAAACUUCAGGCCAGUGCUGCUGGUCCGGCUACACCGGAAGCUAAGCAGAGUCUGUACGAGCACAGUGUCAACCAAAUUCAAUUUCCAAUUGAUAUAUCGCUGACAGCAGCUACGCCUGUUUACAGCAAGGAAUAUCCUUCUGAGGAUUAUGAGAAUUCAAGCGAGUACGCUCAGAAACCAGGGAAAACGAGGACCCACCCGCGUCGCGUGUCCUUUGAGAAAUAUAAUUUUCCAAGGAAAUACGACGGCAGGGAACAGUGGACCUGUUCCAUUAAGGAUCUCAGUAAGUUCGAUAUAUCCACCCAGCUGUCGCUUAGGAAGAAGCAACAGCUUAUUAAGGAACGAUUAACCAUCAAUAGACUCAAUCAGAUCUCCUUGAUGAAUCCUUCGAAAACCGAAGUCGGACAAACGGACUUGGCUACUGCACAAAGCUCCCAAGUCGAUGGGAAUUCUACUUCUGAUGAUGGUAUCGGUGCUGAUCAGAUUGCUCGAUCGAAGAUCGAUAAGACUCAUUCGAUUAAUGGCGACGAACAGAUUGAUCAGCUGAAAUCAGAGUGCUCGGCUAAGUGUUCCACGGUUCCGUAUACUGGGUCAUCCGUGUCUUCUUCGACGUCCAAGCCCACCGAGUUCAGCCUCGAGUUUGGUAACUUCAUGCGGCUUAAGAAGUGGGAGGAUAAUGCCGCGGAGAGUAACAAGAGUCAAGACAUCGUCUAUGCUGAACUUACUGGGGAAUGGUCGCGACCCCGGAUUUACAUAUGCGGCGCAUGCGCGACAAGACAUGUAACUUUGAGGGAAAUGGAGGAUCAUAAGGCAUCUUCUCAUCCAAACGUCUGGUGUUCGCAUUUCGAAUUCUCUGGUGAUCAGCGUGAACUCUACAAGCAUCUGUUCCUACCGGGUCGCAGUGUCGCCACCGUGAAAGCACGCAAUGCUUUUCUCAGUGAGAAAGUCUGCACGAAGUGCGCAAAGAACUGCAACACCCUACCGGAAUUGCAUCGGCACAUGCUGGAGUGCGGCGGGGACCAGGCUUGGCUGCAGGGCCUUUUUGGAAAUGGAAAGAAGAAAUGCAAAUGGCGGCCGUUCGGUAGUCGCAGCAGGAGACGAAGACAACGCGGGAUGAAGAGGAAUAUUCAGAAUUCGCAAGCACCCAGAGUCAAUAUGCCCAAGGAGAGACCACCUAGUGGACCUAGAGUUCGACCUAGCGAUCGUGAAAGUAUUCAGAAGAUGUUGGCCAACCUGCCACCGAAGAGGGCCUCCAGGAAGGUCCUUCAGGACACGAUGACGCGGUCCCAGGGGACUUUGCGUAACUCACGUCUUUUGAGGAAGCGGCCCAAGUUACUACUCGAUAAGCACAAAGUGCAGACCAGGUCGAGGCCACGCUUGACCGUCGAAAAUUCCUCGGCGUCGGCGCUGUCGCGCAAUAAAGCAGCUUUGAAGAAUAAAUUAUUGAAAAAUGCAAAGUCCUUUCAGAGGAAUCGUUGCAGGGUCGAUAAUAUUGCCGCUGCGAUUGAGAGUGUCGUGAAGGACUAUAGUUCCGGGGAGGAGGAGAACGACGAUGAGGAUGUUGAGGAGGAGGCCGAUGACGAGGACGAGGUCUUGGUGAACACCGCCAGGGAGAAGAGUGGUCCAAGGAGUCAGGCUAGACAAAGUAGAUCCAGAGUGAGAGGCGUGAGAGUGCUGAGCAAGAAGAGGAAUGUCAGGACGAAGGAGAUCAUGAGGAACGUAGAGAAUUCCAAGACCCGCGAGACCAGAGUAAAGAGUAGGCUAGGAGGUAAGAGUGUAGCGAAUGGUAGAACGAGUGUUUCCGGUGAAAGUGCAAGUGUUUCCGGGACGGGUACACCCGCCAAGACAAAUUCAAAGAGUGUGAAAGCUUCCGGGAAGAGUGAUAAAAGUUUAGAAAAUAAAUUAGUUACAGUGGACAAUGUCGAGGGUGGUCAGAACGUCAGGAACGAGAGUUUGACGUCGACGUCGAGGAGGAAGAAGUCUGUGGAUCCUACGGCGUCCUUGAACGCCUCGAUCAAAGCGAAGUCACAGCUGAGGACGCACGACGGAAAAUUCGCGAGGAAUCCGAAUAAAAAGAGUGUAAAUCAUGUUAAGAAAGCCAGAGACACUUCGACGAAUCAAAUAAUUAUGCGGCCUCGUCGUAACGCUGCUGGUAAAUUGUUGACAAGGUCACAGCUCAAGGCGGCUGGAGGGGCCAAGAGAACUUCGAGAAGGACGACCAGGUUGUCUUCGGACAGUGACAAAAUGCCGACUCUGGAGCCAGUUGCUGAUCCAGAAUCAACCGAGGAGGACGCUGAAGAAUCGGGCAAUGAAUUGCCAAUUCUUACUCCGGCUGCGAGUGUUCCCGACGAGAGGAACUUGGCUCCCUCUAGAUCGAGUGUUUCCUCAAGGAGUGAUUCUGGGAAGAAAGGCGUCCGUUAUCAGAGUAAACAUAGAAAGGAAAUGGAUUCCGACGAGGUCAUCAGGAAGAAUGUGGCUGACCUGGCGGUGACAAAGAGCAAACCGCAGCGACGGGACGGGGGACGGAAGUCGGGUAGAGGUCGCUGGAAGAAAAGGAUACCGAUGAUUCGGAAGGAUUCUAAGGACAUCGACCUGAAGGAAGUUUCCAAAGGGGAGGACAAUGAGGACGAUAUGUCAUUGACGGAUUGUUCAAGCGAGGGGACCAGGCAAGUUGGUACGAGAAAUAGAAAGAACCUAACUGUUGGGAAACCGAUUACUGAACACGAAUAUUUAUUGGAACGACGGAGAUCCUCCAAGGAAUCAAAGACUAACGACCGGAGUCUGGAAGUUCCUAAGAGGAAUGUUAGGGAUGAAAUAAGAGUUCCCAGAACUAGACAGGAUCGACGAACAGAGUCACCGGAUAAUUCCAUUAGACUUCUUGAUGUUUCACCGGAAGUUCGAAGACUACUGGAUCCUGCUGUAAAAGAAGAUCUUCUGGCAAAGUUAGGACUGAAUUCUAAAGACAUGCAAACAAAAAGAAGCCUCAGGACUGGUCAAAAGUCUAGAAUGACUCCAACAAGGAUCAAAGGACAGAAGAAUUCUGUUCCUGAUGAGAGUGUCAUAGAUUCGGAUUCUGAGAAGAGUUCAGACCCCACGAAGACAGCGCAGCGCAAGACAGAGAAGUUUCAGGUCCUGAGAAAAUCGCCAAGGAACAUGGACAGGAAGACUCCAGGAAUUGAUAGAGAGACUCCAAAGCCUGAUGUUCCUGAAGAGAAUGAAUCCUUGGAGGUUGCAACAAAGGAUCAGAAUUCGCUGGCAUUCGUAAAGGAUACAUCCGAAAGAGUCUCUGAUGAGGAUCAGGAAGUUCUUCGUACCAAGCUAAACGAUAGUGAUGAUUUGAGUUCAAUGACCAAGAGCGCGUUGAAACUCGACGAACAAUUAAAUUCAGACACGAUACAAGAAACGAAGCUCCAAAAAUGUUUACCUGACCGAACAGAGGUGCCUAAUCCAAAGUCUCCAAAGAGAAGUAGCUCCCUGGGCAAGCGAAGAGGCCGUAUUAAAUCCACUGCCUUAGAAUCCGACGACCUCACCGAUAACUCUAUGACUCAGGAGGAUUCCUUGGAAGCGGACGCGGAGGACGACCAGUCUACCUCGUCCCUAAUCAAUGACGAGCAUCAAGAAACAGACUCCAAAGAUGUGAACGUGGUUGAGUCGCUUAAGCUGGUAACGGCAGAUCUGGUGAACAUCAGUUUGGAGCAUCUGCAGCAGGAAUCCAGUAACUCGAACGUGGACAGCGGCAAGGAAAAUUCAUCGGAGACUCCAGUGAACAUUCCCAAAGUGAAGACGGUACGUCCGAAAAAGACAAAAGGUGCGAGGAGAGAUCGAGUCGUGAAAAGGACACUGAGUAACGUAAUCGGGAUUCUGACCGAGGGUGUAAAUAUUCCAGUGGAAGCUCAGCAGAGCGUCGUGCUGACUGUGCAGACUUCUCUAGACAGCAACAAUCCUGAAGCAGUUCAAAGUAGCGAUGAACAGGCUAAUGAGAGGAACGUCGUCCCGGGUGGACCUUUGAAUCCUGACCGAGGAGAUAAAACCAAUGGAAAUAGUGAUAUAGGUUUAGAUGUGACUGCCGGUAGUGGUGCUAGCAGUGCCAGUAGUGCCAGUGAAACUGUCACGAACAUUGAGAAUGAAGUCAAGCAGGAGUCAGUGUCUUCCUCGGGAGUGAAUAGUGAAACGGAUAUCUCAUUGUCAGUUCAGUUCACUAGUGCAAGUUCACUGGAUCCUCAGGACAACGUGGAUCCUCAUAAGGAUAAGGUCGAGGAGACGUCGACCGAUCAUCCUGCCAAUGACAUCAUUCUGGACCUUUCUCGUAGGAAACCAAAAGGUAAGGGAUCCUUCCUUGAGAAAAUCGUCUCGAAGAUUGCUAAGCAGAAGGAUGUUCUUCUUGAGGGUGAGGUUGGCUCGCUUUUGGACAGUGCCGCCGAUGAGUUAACCUCUAUCCUCGACGAGGUCGGUCCUGCUUUGACGGAAAUUUCAAAUGCGAACGUUCACGAGUUUGACUUUGACAAAAAUGAAGAAGGCCACGAAGACAUUUCUACGGUUACCAUGUGUACUGAUCAGGAUGUUGCUGAGAAGGAAUUCUCUGAAAAUGAAUGCUUAAUUUCAAGUGUUGAUAAUUGUGAGGUCGCUAGUUCAACCUCGUUUAUAAUGGAUGUUACAAUGAAGGAGGAUAUUGCUAAGGACGAUACUAAAGAAUCUAAGGAGGAGGAUCUUUUGGAAAAGGCAAAAAGAAAAUCGAAAAAACGUUCAUUGGAGAUAAAUUCUCCUACAAAAAAUAAAAGAAAAUCCGUGGAAGAGGAAGUGGAGGAGGAAUUCAAUGAAGAGGAGGAACUGUGUCUUGCUGACAUUAUGAAGCUCAUACAAAAACCGAAAGAGUCUGAAAACAUGAUGGAAGAUGCUGAGGGUAAUCAAGAUGGGGAUGACUAUACUAAUGAAAAGGUUAGACCAGGGAAAAGAAAAGCUUUGGAGGAUGACGAAGAAGAGGAAAUCGUUGUUGAAAAUGCAGCAACUAAUAACCUUCCAAUAAAUAUCAUUGAAAUGAACAGUUCUCUUUCAGAAUAUGAAGCUGUUGAGGAAACAAAGAAAUCCAGGAACCGGAAGUCCAGCAGGAGAAAGUCUCUCACUGAGGAACAGCAACCCGUCCUCGUCCCGGAAGAAACUGAAGAUCCUAAAGUUGAUAUAGAGAAGAAAAGUGGGAAAUCUGAUGAAGAAAUUCAGGGGCUAUCUCCAUCGAAAAUCAGCGGUAAAAGAAAAUCGAUUACUGAUGAGGAUAUUAAAAGUGAUUCGGAAAACAUUGAAGAACCAAUGACGUCUUGUGAUUCUUCCACAAAAAGAUUAUCUAAGAGAAGAUCAGUUCUCGGCGACAGUGUGGGUGUAGGUACUGAAGGAGAAAAAUUAAAAGGCGAGAGUCAAAAAUUGUUGUACGAUAAGAUUGUAGAGUAUGAAUCUAAAAUAUCUGCUGAAAAUAUUUUCAAAAUGGUAGAACCUUCAAAAUCCAAAGACAAUGAAAUGUCGUUGGAUAUAAAUGUAAUGGAAACUAUAGAUGUACCUGAUGGACAAAUAUCUUCACUAACUUGUUUACUCGAAUCAUCAAAAUUCAUCAGUCAGUCUCUUGACGAACAAAAAAAUGUAAGUGUCGAGUGGGAAGAGAGAAAAAAUAGUCAAGACAAUUUUGAUAUAGGAGAUUUGGAAAACACAAAAAUUCUGGAAUUGCAAUCAACUUUGUUAAAUUUUGAAAAAUCAACAAAACGUAAUUCCAAACGGAAGUCUCUCGCGGACGAGCAUCUAGAGCUGCCAGAUUCACCUGGUGAGAAUAAAAUUCUCGAAUCGCCAAAAAAGCCUUUUGGUGAUUCGCCGGAAGAUGCAAAAGUUACUGAAGAAUUCAAUUCGCCAUUAAAGAAGAAAAUUUUUAACAGAAAGUCCGAGGCGGAUGAUACUCCUCAGGAAGACGUUUCCAUACCAUCGUGCACCUUGAAGACUCAGAAACAGUCAGAAUUAACAACCGGAUCUCUCGAACCGUUCAAGGUACCGGAAGUCAGCGAAGUCUUGCAACAUACAAAAAAGCGUUCCUCAAAACGAAAAACAGUAACUGACGUACAUCUGAAUUUUUCUGAAGAUCAGCCACCCUCCGAAUCUCGAUAUUCACCGCUGACAGUGUCACACGUGGCUGUGGAAAAUUCGAAUAACCAGGAAGAAAUGGAAAUUGUAAAAAAUUUAAACGACAAGGAACAAAGCAUGAAAAUUACGGAAAAGGACAACGAGGACAUUUUAAAAGAACCGGAAGUCUUCAAGCUGCCAGAUGUAACUUCGUCGAACAGACGAAGAUCUUUCAAACGAAAAAAUGCAGGAUGUAACCCUUCGGAGUCCCCUGAAGAUCUCAGUCAUCAAGAUCAAAGCCCGGUCAGAGUGGCAGAUCAGACAGAUAAUCCUCACAGCAGCGAAGCAGGAUAUUCUAUGAGGAAACGAUCAUCUAAACGGAAGUACCUGAUAGAUGAUCUUGAAGAUUUUCCAGAUGACAUCUAUACAGAUAAUCCAAGAAUGGAUAUUAAUUCUAUUGAUGCAGAGAAAAAUAGCUGCUUUGAACGACGACAGACUCCCAAAAGAAAAGCAAAGAAGAAUAUUCCAUUGAUCGACGAACAUUUGGAUCUGUGUGAUGAUCUUGAUAUUCCUGAUGAUUUGAGGAGUGAGGAAAUAUAUCAAGAGCAAACGAUAAGAACGGUAAAAGUUGAUAACUCUAACAAGAGUGAAAAAUUGAACAAUUCCGAAGACAGUUUGAAUUCCAAUACGGAAAAGUCAUCGAGUGAAGUUGUUGAUGAUGAUAAUGAAAGUUGUCCAGUCUCUAGUGAAAGUAAUACUGAAAUUCCAGAUACCGAAGAUCCAACCAAGGAGGAGUUUCAGACACCUAAAAAACGCGGUUCCGGUAACUUUGCCAUCGUUCAUACAAAAUCCGGGGAAAUUCUUAUCGUUGAGAAAAAGAAGAAACUUACGAAGGAAGCACCGAAAUUCUUUUGCGACGUUUGCGCGACAAGUUUCACGCGUAAAAGUUCCCUGAAGAAGCACAAUCUCUCGCAAUCCCACCUGGUCCAAAUGGGUAUGGCUGGUAAGGAUCAAGAUAAAGAUAACGUAGACCUCAACGACGACGAUUCGGUGAACACUUCAGGAUUUCCUGGUGAUUCGUUGGACGAGAACGAUAGUAGCAAGAGUAGUGAUGCAGAAAUGGCUACGGAAAAUUCCAACGACGAGGAGGAGCUGAAUGAACUUGAUAAGAUUUCAGAUAAAUUCACAAGGGACAUUUUGACGUCUUUAGAAUCUCAAGAUUUGGGUGAUCCGCCAAAGAUUUCCUUGACCCCACAGAUGUCCGAGGAAGAAGCGCUCGAGGAGGAACUUUUGGAUGAGGAAAUUUGUAAAAUAACUGAAAAUAUGAGUCAUGACGAAUACGUAUUAACUGAUCAUAUUAGUCCAGUCUUACCUGAAGCUUCUUCCACUCCUGUUACUGUUUCCUUGAAGAAGGCACAGGACAAGACAAAGAAAUCUAAGAAGGAUCAAGAGAAGAAGAGAAAUUUGGCUAAAGAACACUUAGACCUUGAUUCACCGACGCCGAUUAAUCAUUCGAAUAUUUCUCCAGGAUCCUUUAAGGACAUUGAAUUCAUAAAGAAAAUGCCUGAUGAUAAGAUAGUAGAAUCUGAUACGUCCCAAGAUAAGAGUACAUUAGAGCCAUCAGAAAUAAAGUUCUCCAAAAAGGAGACUCAAAAUUUGGAAAAGCAUGACUCCACGAAAAACCAUAUGGAAUCAAGCUUGAAAAAAUUGGACGAAGAAAAAUCUGAAGAAUACACAAAAGGCUCUAUAAAGAUUCAAGAAACUUUACGGAAAGGUACGAAAAUCUCCGAUUUUAAAAAUAUUGAACUUCACUCAGAUGAAAAGUUGGAGCAAAAAUCCAAAACGAAUUUCAGUGAUGUAUCAUUGUCAAUUUUUUCAGAGUCGAAUCUCAAAAUUCAACAAGAGAAGGAGGGUUCGUUUCAAGAAUCACCAGCAGAUGACUCCACUUUUGAAGAUCCGAUGAAGAAGUGUGCCAGCGUAUUCCAGGACUCCAGGAAGAUAGUGGAGCAAGAAGGUUCCUCGUCCUCGAGUUUCGCCGACAAGCCUUUGGCGGAAUUCUUGACGAAGAACGUCGAGAAGUCGGACAGGAGAAGUUCGCGCAAAGGAACGGAAUCCGAGUUGAACUUCUCGAACAUCGCCGUGAAGUUACGUGCCCAGGAAACUUCAACGACGGGGACGUUGACGGGUACAACGCUGGAGAUGAACAAUUCCUUCGCGACGGAAUUCGAUAGCGAUGAGAUGUCAAUGGACACGAGCAUGUCGGUCGACAUACAAAAGCUUCUUAACGAUCCUGAACUUGAAACAGACGAUAAACAGAUAACUUCACAGGAUAAUGUAGAAAUGAAGUUAGCUACGAAUCCUCGAGAUUCUUCGAAGAGUGACUGCAGCCACGAAAAAUCUUUUAACUCGAAGAGGACAAAAAGCAACAUCACUACUCCGUGUAGCACGGAUGCAGACACAUCCGACAAUGAUUCCUAUAUUGGAAAUAAAAAAUCUAGGUCCCAGGAAAACAAGGCAAAUGGCAGGAAAGCGUCAAAAAUUCAAAAGACUUUGAGAGAAAGCAAUAGGAAGAACAGAAUGGUCAAAACAAAAUCAAGAAGACAGUAUUCAAGUAUUCUGACUGAAGAUUCGAGUGACAGUGAUGAGGUCGAUGAGGACAGAAUCGAAUCGAGAAAUAAAAAUAAAAUAGUGAAGAGUGUCUUCGGUAGGGUCUUCGCAGGUGAAAAGGUGGAUAAGGUGAAGGAGGUCUUGGAUGAUUGGGACUCGAGAUCAGAGCUGGAGGAUUUUCAGGAUAAAGGAUCGGAUAUUGUCUGUGCAGGGGAUGAGAAUGAGAAUGCGAAUGAGAAUGCUACUGUAGCUUUCAUAUUGACACCGGAAGUUGAAUCAAAGAUCACGAGUAGUGGCAAUAGAGUAAAUAAAGCUAGAUCGUGUACAGUGUCUGAUAUGGAUUCAGCAUCGGGCAAGAGAAGCUCUCUUGAGAAUAACAAGAGAAAUAGAUCCAGGAAUGCAAGAGAGAGGAGGGACAGUUCUUUAUCCGAGGACAGAAGUAGAAACAAUUCCUCGAGUAGAGCAGCAGCGAAGUCUCGACUGUCUUCAGAUAAUCAAAAGAGACAGGAAGUUCAAAGUAAUUUAUCGAUUAGUUCAGCCGACGUGGUACUGCCGAGUUCAAGAUGUCGACAGAGCAAGAAGAGAGCCGAGGAAAGAAUCUCGCGGGCUUUUGAGGAGGAAUCGACAGAAUUUAGAAGAUCCAGUGAUUGCGAGAGAUCUGGAAGAUCCAGAGAUCUUUCUUACGGGUUAAGAAAUCAAACGAAAUUAUCAUCCACUCCUUCGAAGGAGUCCAUGGAUUCUCGUUCAGUUAGAGACGAGGAGCAGGACAGUCUUGAUCUUUUGGAAUCUUCGGAUCCGGAAACGGAAGUCACGUUGAAGAGUGUUGCCAAAGGGAGAAUAUCGUCGAUGAAGAAGACGAAGAAAAAAGAUAACAAGGACUGGGAGGAUUUCACAGAGGAAAAGCAGCAGGUGGCUUCUACGCCGUUAGAAAAAAUAUUAGGCCGUAAAAAUCUGAACAGUGAUUCCGAGGAUAAUAUAACCAAACCUUUCCAAAAAGCGGUAGAGUUGAAGUCUCGAGAUUUUAUCGUCAGGUCACCGAGAUCACCCAGGUCACCAGCUCAGAGCAGCCUUGCGCCAAGCAGUAUAAGAAAUCGUUCACCGACACCAGAUAGAAAUUCACAAUCGUCCCAGGAAGAAGAUCACGAGGACGAGGAGGACAUAACUCGCUGUAGAAUUUCACCACUCUUCGUGCUCACCAGCCCUGAAACAUCAAUGGACAGUGCAUCGAAUUGCAACGAGAUACCAGUCAACCAGGAAGUCAGUAUCUCAAGGAAGCGCAGCACGAGUGAAUUCUCCGGCGACAAAGUCGUGAUCAGAUCGCCCUUGUCGAACAAUGAAAACACACCGGAAGUAGUAACGAUAGCCCCAACGGAUGCGGUCGAGGACAACGCCCUGGACGUUCCCCAGGAGACGCUACCUCAGAAAUCACGGCAAGGAAAAGUUUUGAAUUUCGAUGAAGAACUCUUUGUAGAAUGUUGCUCGAGGCUGAAAGCAACGACUGAGAACGAAUUACGAGGCGCCAAGAAGAUCAAGCUAGAUCAUUCGGAUGGCUUCCACAAGAAAGAGGAUCCAUCAGCAUUCAGAUCAAGUAGAGAUCGUUGGCGUGACGUGGAGAGUCAGAACAGUCUUGGAAGUCUUCUGGAAUCUGUGAAUCAGUUACUCGGCGAGGAGAUAUACAACACGAGAGAAAAGGAAUACACGAAGCGCGCGAGAACGUUGAGAAGUGAGAAUUCAAGUAGAUCAGUAAGUCCCGAUGCAGAAAUUUCGAGACCCGACAACCUCGGCUACGAGGACAGCCUGGACGUCGCCUUCGAGCACAACAAUAAGCUACGUGACAAGAUACAGCAGCGGAUGCGUGAGAGUGAAGAUCUGAUAGCCAGUACUUUUGGGCAGAGAAAUAGCGAAAGCGAGUUACCACGUAAAAGGGCAGAGGAGCAGGAUCACGAAGACGGUGGUACUUAUGGAAACACUGAAGAACGUAGGGACGUAUCGAAUCUCAUUACCAAAGAGGAAUAUCUGAGAGAGCGUUGCGACGAUAGAGCAGAGUCAGCCAAUCUGAACGAUCAGAACGUCAAAGACAUCCCUCUGGACUCAUCUGGCUUCAAGAAUAAGAUGAACUCCGCACUAGGAGGUCUUCUUGACAAGGCCCUCUCGAAUUUACUUCACAGCAACGGGAAACACGAUCACAAUGGUUCAACGCCGAUGAAGGUCCUGGCUGAACUUGCGUGCGCUCGAGCACCAACAUCCACCAGUGCAGAAUCCCUACAGGAUACCAGGAAACUCUCGUACAAUGCACGAGGCUCGGUCCUUGAUCCUCCCCUAAAUGCAUUGAAGGAUCCACUGGUGAAGAAGAUACGAAAUCCCAUCAAGGAACUGUUCGAACGGAAAAAGGAGAUUAACGAGAGGAAGUAUAAUGAGAAAAGCAAAGCGGAGGCUGCCCUGAAGGAACUGAAUGCGCAGAGACAGCGGAAGACCAAGAAGACACGUAGACGACAGGAAUUUCCAUUGGUUCGCAAAGGACCUCAUGGCGGUUUAGUCGAGAGAAAGAAGCGUCGAGAUAUUUUCAGUAAGAAAGACCAUUCGAUAGGCGAUGAAAAGAUCAAGGAUGUUUAUGAUUUUGACGAAGAAGAAAGUCAAAUGGAAACUGGAUUUGGUAACGUAAUGCCUUAUAGAAGUAAAAUUGAAAAGAGUUACGAGAUCAGCUGUCUAAGGACGAAGGACGUGGACGUGGCGGGAUUGAUGUCGAAGGCCAUCGACGAGACUUUGGAAAACGGGGUGGAAGGUGAUGUUCUGGGUAGACGAUUGGAGUCUAUGAUAGAUAAGAAGUUUAAAGAAAUGGAGAAAUUUGCACCGAAAACAAAGGGUGCAUUGAAGUCCUUCCAGGCUGAUGUCAAACAGGACGUCACAGGACCAAUGGAUGAUUAUGUAGAGCGAAACAAGCAACGCCAAAAGAAGUCUAAUGAGCAGACAGUGAAACAGAUGAAGAUACGAAAAAAGAAUAAAAGUCCAAAGAAGAAAUCAAGGAAUGCUUGGUACGAGAAUGAUAGUUCGGAUGAGUUCAGGACAGCUGCCAAGGCCGCGGAUGUUGGUGUAGGUAUCACUAAGAGUCAAAGAACUUGCUCCAAGGGAAAGCAAAAUUUGUUUGCUGAAUUAUCAACUUCGUCUGAAAGUGAAUACGAGGAGAAUGACAUGGACUAUGAAACCAAGAAAAGGCAGAUUGGAAGGACGGCAAAGAAGAUUGUUGAGGAUCCUGUGGAAAAUGCUGAUGAGCAAUUUGAUGAGAACAAAGCUUUGAUCGAUACUGAGGAAAAUAAUGAAACGGAAGCGGCCGACUUGGAUCAAAAUCGUUGCGAUUUUUCAAUGGCUUCCGAAAAGAUGAGGACUGACUCGGAAACGAAGAAAUCAGAAUCAGAAAUGUCUGAGCAUCCGUUAGUGAUUGAUGAGAGGAAAGAAAGUGACGAACAAAGAAACAGUGACGAUGACGUUGAUACACCGUAUGAUGGAUCAUUCGAGCUUGAUGAUUUAUAUAGAGAAGAUAGUUCCGUUUCCGAAUCAGAUAACGAACAACCCAAUAAAUUGGAGCAGAACGACCAAGGCAAUCAAUCAGAAAAAGAUUUGGCUUUCCAAGAUAAAUCCAAUAGUGAAACGAUUUGUGAAAACAAGUAUCUGAAGGAGAACGAAUUAAUUCCUCUGGAAGAGGCACUGGAUCUUUUAGAUCGUUCAGAGGAUCUCAAGACCAUUUCAGAAAAGCCUUCAGAGAAGAUGAUAAUGGAUUCUCAACUCCAAGAAACAAAAUCAGGUACUAAUCUACUCGAAGAAACAUCUGAACCCAUCGAAGAAUCACAGAUGAAUGAGAAUGACGAAGAAGAGGAAGUUGAACACCACGAAGAGGAGCUCAUUGAUUUACCAGAGAAAUUAUCGACUAAUGAAAAACCAGAAAAAGAAUCUGAAAAUCUUCCACUUCACGUGUUUCUGAGUAGGAAGGUUCAAGAAUCAAAAAAGAGAAAACAACAGCAACUGAGGAAGCUUCAGGAAGAGCAGGAGAGAAUUCUUAUGGAUUUCCAACCAACCAGGAGACAGAGAAAAUGUGCCAUCGGCAAACAGGGUCUCUUAGCUGAGAUCAGCAGCUCUGACGAGGAAUCAUACUCCAGGGAGACAUACAGAAAGUUCACUGAGAAGAGUGAACAAGACAGAUCACGAAAACCCAAACGUGAAUCAAAGGAGAAGCGUAAGGAGAGAUAUAUGGAGAAGAAGCACGAGCAAAUGAUAGCCAAAGAACAAAAGGCCAUCGAAGAGGAGAUUCUACGAGAAGUUGAAAAGAAGAAAGAGACUUUUCCAAAGGAUAACCUUGAUUCUGACAAAGAUACCUCAUGUCGAGAUGAAUCUCUGAAUAGAAAGGAUCAGGAAGAGUACAAACAAAGUCAGACAACAAAAAGUAAAAUAAACCACAGGAAGAGACAAAUCAAACAGAAGCAAAAAAGACCAAAUGAAGAAUCUCAGGAUAACGAUCAAAAGGAUCCAGUUGAACAUUUCGGCGAACUAAACACCAACUGUGAUAAAGUUAACGCAGAAAUCGAUUUCGAUUAUACAAAGCAGAAGAAACAAACAAGAUCACCAGCCAAAUCUCGAAAGACCACGAAAUCUGAUGGCAAGCCUGCAAAUGGCAGCAGAAAAAGUAGAAAUUCAAAUAGCGAUCGUUCAAAAAACAGAUCAAUAUCUGCCCAUAGUAAAGAUCCAAAAGAUCGACGUCCCUCCAGUGCCAAGUGGGGUUCUGAUGAUGAAGAAUUAAGGACGACUAAAUCCUGGAACAAAGUCGAGGAAGGUGUGGGAGUGGCGAUUGGUCGUCGAAAAAGAGCAGCAGCCAAUCAGCUUUAUUACUGGUCGAGUUCGAGCGACGAAGAAGAGCCAAUAGAAACGGCGCCAACGGUCGAGGAAGAAGACGACCGUCAGGAACAGCACGGCUGGAUAGUCGGUGAUUCUCAUAAGAGAAUGAUAACGAUGUUAGCAAUGGAAAAGCAGCUAAAAGAAAAACGUAGAAGAAGCGAGGAUGAAUUCGAAUCUGGAAAGGCAAAAAAUAAGAAGCACAGAAACAGCACAUCUUGAUACGUGUUUCACGAUUAGACUAUCGAUACUUAGAUGAUUUUUUCUUGUUAUUCUUUUCCUUUUUUUUCAACUCACUGCUGUUAAUAUUAUUUUCAUUACUCGCAUUAAAUAAUCGCAACGCGACAAAAUUCACUGUUAGUACUACGAGUAUGAUCGUGUCUCUGUUUAUCUACAAUAUAUGUAAUGAGUAAAACACAUCCAUCCUUGUAGUACUAACAGCGAAUUCAUGAACUUACCCAUAGACAGUCAGCCUAGUUUGUCAUUAAGUCAUUAAUUUUUCGAUUUUGAACCAUAAUGAAACUAACCAACAGAUCCACAAACUGCCAAGAGACUUCGAAUGUUUUACUAAUCGUUUCUGCAAUGAGAGCCUAUAGGGAGUGCAUUUUUUCGCGAGUUAAAUAAAUUUCAAAAAGGGCUCCGUGAAAAAUUAGAACAUUUUUAAGAUAUACCUAAGUAGAUGUAAUAACGUUAAGAGUUAAGAAAGUUGUAAGAAAAAGUCGCCUUGUACAUAGCCGCUUGGCGUUAUGAUAGUUAGGUAUACAAAGAUAUAAAUACAAAUAAAUAUACAUAUAUACAUAUUAUAUAGAAUAUAUGUAUCUAUAUGUAUAGAUAUACUUAGCGUCCACUCAUCCCUUUCCACAAGAAUGUAAUUAUAAGUUCGUAUUCAACAAUGCAAAGGUGUAACGUUUUAGACUGAAUGUACGAAAAUAUUAGAAGCGAUAGGAGCACGUGGAACGGUGAGCACUUUUAGACAAUACUAGGUGAAAUUUUUGAACGUUUAUUUCCUAAUUAGGCUUUAGAGUGAAAUUGAGGAAACACGCAUGCACGAUAAAAUGUGAAAAUGUGUGUAAAAAGAUGUUUUCUUCUGACGGACAAUGUAACGGGGGUCCAAAUCAUGAAAUAACGCUUUUUGCCGGCUUUUCGUAAACUCUCACAUAUCGUAGGAAUUCUAAUAAAAGUGAAAAACUUAAUUCGGAAAGUACGUUAAGUGUAAUUCAAAUACUGGCGCUGUGGCCGCUUGUAAAGGAAGCUUAUCCUAGCCGGUGCCAACGCAUUAAUGAAGAAGAAAUACGGGCGCUGGGGGGUCGCUUCACGUUAUUCAAACGCUGAUGUGAAACUUUAAUUUCCUAAUUACGUUAUUUCACGUUCAAAUUGAUAGAUCUCAUGUUAUGGCAUAGGGCGCCCGCGAUGUAAAGCUAUUGUAGUUAAAAUAGAAAUUAAUUUUUUUUUCUUUCGUUUCGUUUUUGAUAUGCCUAGCGGGUGCACAUAAUAAUAACGAAGUAUAAAUUUUUUUUUUUUCAUAUGGAUUACGAAAGAAUUCUAUGUAUUACGAUGAAUGAUAAUAGACUUUAUUGUAAAUGUACUGCCAUAAUCAUAUAAUUAUAUUACGAGAGCCUACGAGAAUAGUUAUAGAUAUUAUUCCUGUAAAGAUUAAAGAAGAAAAAUUGAGGAUGUUGGCACAAAAAUACUAGGUACAUUCAAUGUAAAUAGAGCAUAUUUUCAAUGUGUCUGAAAAAAAGUAUGUUUUGUAAUAUAAGCAUUGCAAAAGAAAAUAAAACUAUUAAACAAAAUUA
This is a messenger RNA of Cephus cinctus (wheat stem sawfly), 17854 nucleotides long. RefSeq lists its product as uncharacterized. The record is from RefSeq and is a predicted model, not a curated record. The transcript has 9 exons. Bases 726 to 16280 code for a protein of 5184 amino acids. NCBI's taxonomy places the organism in Eukaryota, Metazoa, Arthropoda, Insecta, Hymenoptera, Cephidae.